This is a messenger RNA of Eucalyptus grandis, 279 nucleotides long. RefSeq names its product protein 108. Lineage: Eukaryota; Viridiplantae; Streptophyta; Magnoliopsida; Myrtales; Myrtaceae. The coding region runs from base 1 to 279 and encodes 92 amino acids. The transcript is spliced from 2 exons. The record is from RefSeq and is a predicted model, not a curated record.
AUGGCGACAGUUCAGGCCAGGCUGCUAAUGAUGUUCCUGGUGGCACUCGCAGCAGUCCAGGCCCAGGUGGGCGAGGUGCAAGCGCAGCAGAGCUGCCCGACCCAGAUGGCUAGCCUGAAUGUGUGCGCACCGUUCGUGGUGCCUGGGACAAGCAGGGGGCCGAGCUCCCAGUGUUGUGGCGCACUCCAGGCAGUGGACCACGACUGCCUCUGCAGCACUCUUAGCGUUGCCAACAGCCUUCCUUCGGCAUGCCACCUCCCUCCCAUCUCAUGCGAUUGA